Molecule: messenger RNA, 630 nt
Organism: Protobothrops mucrosquamatus (brown spotted pit viper)
Lineage: Eukaryota; Metazoa; Chordata; Lepidosauria; Squamata; Viperidae
Gene: CIMAP1B
Product: outer dense fiber of sperm tails 3B
Exons: 5
Coding region: 28-630 (200 amino acids)
Cellular component (GO): cytoskeleton
Source: RefSeq, a predicted model, not a curated record
UCUCGCUUCCGGUCCCCGGCCUACAGCAUGGGCAGCCGACGUUUCCAGAUGCUGGACAGCUGCUCUCCAGGACCGGGUUACAUGGUCCCCACCAACAUGACCAUGAGAGGCAAGGAUGGGAUCCCUGCCUACUCCAUCUACGGGCGCCCCAAGGAUGGGGCGACCUUUCGGACGCCAGGGCCAGGUCGCUAUUCUCCGGAGAAAGCUGGGAAGUUGGCUUAUCCAUGUGCCCCAAAUUACUCAAUGGCUUCGCGGACAAAGGACUUCCAGAAUGAGCAGACACCAGGGCCCGCCGCCUACGGCCUCCCUCCCAUGCUGGGCCCCAAAGUGAUCGGGAAGAGCUCGGCUCCCAAUUACUCCAUUUUCGGACGCAGCGCCGUGGGCAGCUUCUACGAGGACCUCAGCCGGACUCCGGGACCGUGCAAUUACCGCGUGGUGGACACCGGGGUCUACAAGAACCGCCCCCCGCAUUACAGCAUCAUUGCGCGGAACAUGCUCCCAGGGGACACCACCAUCAUUCCUGGCCCCGGGGCCUACAGUCCGGAGAAGCACAAUCCACUCCAUGGCUUGACCUUCGGGAUCCGCCACUCGGACUACGUGGCGCCUCUGAUCGUGGACGUGGCAGAUUAG